Messenger RNA from Purpureocillium takamizusanense, 324 nucleotides. RefSeq lists its product as uncharacterized. The transcript has a single exon. Lineage: Eukaryota; Fungi; Ascomycota; Sordariomycetes; Hypocreales; Ophiocordycipitaceae. The coding region runs from base 1 to 324 and encodes 107 amino acids. The record is from RefSeq and is a predicted model, not a curated record.
AUGGAUGGCUGGGUGCCGGACCCAACAUCGUGUCAGCUCGGCACAGGCUCACUCUCUGUCUCCCCCGCCAUCUCUUUCUCGGUCCAGAGCGGGCUACGCCGGUGCCUGCUGGUCAACAGCCGCGGUGGAGGGUCCAGAAGCUCGUAUUCGUCCACGAAUAGCGAGCAGCGGCAGACAAACUCUCGCCUCGCACGCGGAUCGAUCCCGACGAUGCCUGGAUCGGUCAAGGGCAGAUCCGGCGACCCGGACCCCGUCCCGGCUUUCCGGGGAUGGUCCCUGUUUUCCCUUGCUUGGCGAGAUGCCGCCAAGUUCAAAGGUUGCUGA